Messenger RNA from Oppiella nova, 339 nucleotides. The record is from the annotation of a GenBank genome assembly. Lineage: Eukaryota; Metazoa; Arthropoda; Arachnida; Sarcoptiformes; Oppiidae.
AUGGGAACACUCGGAAACACGCCAUACGAUGGCAUACAAUGGCGUUGUGCGAGAGAGGGCUCCGGUAGGCCCUAUGAAUUGAGCGGAGUCGCACAACACGUUGUGGUGAGUCUGUCGGUGCUCUCCAAACGGCUGUCCACUCACACGACUGACUCGUUCAUUGCAGAUACCCUUCCGGACACCCAUUGCCACCACAACCAGAGUCGGCAACUCCUCUCUGACGCACUCUUUGCUGCCCGUGAGCACUGGUAUGCGAGCGCACUGUCUGUCUGUCCAACCCCUGUGCGCUCACACAAUAUGGACGCGCAGAUAGUUUACCGCCAAUUGAUCGCCAAUUAA